AUGGCUAGGAGACUUUGUGUGUUGACUCUUGAUGUCAUAAUCGAAAUUCUUGCCGUGGCAACCUGGUCUCACAGACAAGACCAUGCCCACGAACCAUUGCCCACUGUGACGCCCUUUCACUUUCAUCUUCUUGGUGAAGCACAGUUGGACGGAAAAGUACACUGCUUUGUUCAUGAGAGAUAUUUGAGAGUUCUAGUGUUCAUACUUGGGAUGUAUCUUUCAAAGAGUUUCAGGCUUGAAGUUGUUGUCAUCCUGUGGUUUUGCUGCUAUAUGCUACAUGCCGCUGGGCAGAAUAACAUCACAAAUUCUGUCGAAGUUGAAGCAUUGAGAGCCAUUAAGAAUAGUUUGAUUGAUCCUAAUGGAAAUUUGAGCAAUUGGAAUCAUGGAGACCCAUGUACAUCAAGGUGGAAAGGAGUUUUGUGCUACAAUGGAACCAAAGAGGAUGGCUAUCUUCAUGUUGAAGAAUUGCAAUUACUGAAUUUGAACUUGUCUGGAACUUUGGCACCAGAACUUGGCAAAUUACCAUACAUGAAAAGAUUGAACUUUAUGUGGAAUAACAUAAGUGGCAGUAUUCCGAAGGAAGUUGGCAAUAUCACAUCUUUGGAACUCUUGCUCCUGAAUGGAAAUAAUUUAUCUGGUCAACUACCAGAGGAGAUUGGCUAUCUUCCAAACCUGGAUAGAAUACAAAUCGAUCAGAACCAUAUAUCAGGACCUAUACCUACGUCAUUUGCAAAUCUGAACAUGACAAAGCAUUUUCUUCUCGACAAUAACAAUUUAUCUGGAAACCUCCCCCCUGAGCUGUACAAGAUGCCAAGCUUACUUAUCAUUCAACUUGAUAACAAUAACUUUGGAGGAAGUAGUAUUCCUGAUACAUAUGCCAACAUGUCAAAGUUGUUGAAGAUGAGCCUUAGGAAUUGCAGCUUGCGAGGACCAAUUCCUGAUUUAAGCAGGAUACCUAAUCUUCUUUAUCUUGACCUCAGCUUCAACCAGUUGAAUGAAUCGAUUCCUCCCAAUAAGCUUUCUGAAAAUAUCACAACCAUUGAUUUAUCAAACAACCGCCUUACUGGAAAUAUUCCAUCCUACUUUGCUGAUCUUGCAAAUCUUCAGAAAUUGUCACUUGCAAACAAUUCAUUGAAUGGCAGUGUUUCUUCCUCCAUUUGGCUGAAUAAAACUUCAAAUGGAACAGACAACUUUUUCUUGGAGUUGCAAAAUAAUAAUCUUACGACCAUAUCAGGCAGUACUGAUCUUCCUUCAAAUGUCACAGUUGGGCUUGAUGGGAAUCCCCUUUGCUCAAACAUAUCCCUGGUUCAGUUCUGUGGAUCUGAAGGUGCUACUGUAACAAAUGGCUCAUUUACUACAAACUCCAGUUUCUGUCCUCCUCAAGCAUGCCCGCCUCCUUACGAGUACUCUGAGAAUUGUUUCUGUGCCCUUCCAUUGCUUGUUGCCUAUCGGCUGAAAAGUCCUGGGUUUUCAGACUUUACUCCAUUUUUAAAAGAAUUUGAGAACUACAUGACUACUGGUCUUGAAAUAUCUACUGAUCAGCUAGAAUAUGAUUUUUAUUGGCAAGUAGGACCUCGAUUAAGAAUGGACUUGAAGUUUUUUCCUCUAUUUGUUAAUAGCACUAGCAAUCAUACUUUCAAUACAAGUGAGCUCCUACGGAUCACAAGCAAGUUUACAGGAUGGCUAAUUCCGGACAGUGAUCUGUUUGGGCCUUAUGAACUGCUUGGCUUCAAUCUUUUGGGUCCUUACAAGGAUGAUGGUAUUAGAGCUUCAGCUCUAAACUCUUUUAUCCAUGGAGAAGAUGAUGAUGAUUGGUGCUUCCGCACACACAUCCAACACCUUGACAGAGCCUCCAAGAAACACGAAAUUGGCAAGAGUUCAAAAUCAGGGAUAAGUACGGGUGCACUGGUUGGCAUAAUCAUAGGGGCAAUAGCCUGUGCAGUGACAUUAUCUGCAAUUGUUACCAUUCUUAUAUUGAGAAUAAAAUUGAGAGAUUAUCAUACUGUUUCCAAGCGACGUCAUGCAUCUAAGAUCUCUAUAAAAAUUGAUGGCGUAAGGGCCUUUACUUAUGUAGAAUUGUCCUCCGCCACAAACAAUUUCAGCAUUUCUGCUCAAGUUGGACAAGGGGGCUAUGGGAAGGUUUAUAAAGGCAUUCUUUCUGAUGGCACAGUUGUUGCCAUAAAACGUGCACAAGAGGGAUCUCUGCAAGGUGAGAAGGAGUUCCUUACAGAAAUAUCAUUACUGUCAAGGUUACAUCAUCGCAACCUUGUUUCUCUGAUUGGAUAUUGUGAUGAAGAAGGUGAACAGAUGCUCGUCUAUGAAUUUAUGUCUAAUGGUACGUUGAGGGAUCACCUUUCAGUGACAGUUAAAGAACCUCUGACUUUUGCCAUGAGAUUGAAGAUCGCACUAGGGGCAGCUAAAGGUCUUACGUAUCUACACACAGAAGCUGAUCCUCCAAUAUUUCACCGAGAUGUAAAGGCCAGCAACAUAUUGUUGGACUCUAAGUUUUCAGCGAAAGUGGCUGAUUUUGGACUUUCACGUCUUGCCCCAGUUCCUGAUAUGGAAGGGGUUGUGCCUGGUCAUGUAUCUACCGUGGUAAAGGGGACCCCGGGUUACCUUGAUCCAGAGUACUUCUUAACUCACAAGUUGACUGACAAGAGUGAUGUUUAUAGUCUUGGUGUUGUAUUUCUGGAACUUUUGACUGGGAUGCAUCCUAUCUCACACGGAAAAAAUAUUGUUAGAGAGGUUAAUCUUGCGUACCAAUCAGGUGUAAUAUUUUCAAUUAUCGAUGGACGUAUGGGAUCUUAUCCAUCUGAGCAUGUGGAGAAAUUUUUGACAUUGGCCUUGAAGUGUUGUGAUGAUGAGCCAGAGGCGCGGCCUAGAAUGGCAGAAGUGGUUAGAGAGCUUGAAAACAUAUGGUCUACAAUGCCAGAAUCAGAUACCAAAAGAGCCGAAUUUAUAUCCAGUGAUUCUGGCAAAACAGACAGGCACAGUACACCAUCUUCGUCCUCGGCUUCUACUAUGAAAACUCCUUUUGUAUCAGGAGAUGUGUCAGGUAGUGACCUUGUCAGUGGAGUAAUACCAAGCAUCAAGCCAAGGUAG
Molecule: messenger RNA, 3102 nt
Organism: Sphenostylis stenocarpa
Lineage: Eukaryota; Viridiplantae; Streptophyta; Magnoliopsida; Fabales; Fabaceae
Source: the annotation of a GenBank genome assembly